CUCUGGCGUCGCUUCCACGACGGCUUUUGUGCGCGCCAGCUGGGUUUGUGGUGGAAGGGAGGGUAGAAGUUGCCGUUAGGGAGGCAUUGACCUUUGCUUGCCCCUUUCUUUUUCUCCCCCGCCAUGACUUCAGAACGGGGAGCGGGCAAUGAGGGCAUCAAGUUAUCAGCAGAGGUUAAACCAUUUGUCCCCAAAUUUGCAGCAGUAACAGUGGCAUGGUCAGAACCCUCAGAAGCAUCUGUCUUUCCUGGAUAUUAUACAACAUGCUACCCAUAUGUUCAGGAGCCAUCAGUAAAUAAACAACAGGUAUAUAUUGAAGAAGUACCGUGGGAUACCUCCACCUGUCUUUCUCAGCAUGGAUCUCAAAAUCUUACAGGAUGUACUUCUCUUGCGGAGUACAGCAGUCCUCCUUAUUCACUUACUGCCGCACCAAGAACACAUGCAGUUUCCAGCUUCCAGAGUCAGAACAUUUUUACUAAACAGGGUAGAGAGUUCACCAAACAGACUUCUUUGAUUAGAAAAGAAUGUGCUACUUUAUCCAGGAGACAACUGAAAAAUAACGAAACUAGAUUGGAGGAUCAAAGGCCUAAUGGAAGUGAUUUUACCGGCAGAUCAACAGAAAAUUCACUUUAUAUUGCUCAGCAUAACAGGAAUCCUAUUAAAUCUGACACACUGACUUACAUGAUUGAAAAAAAAGAGGCCAGAAUACACAAUAGGCCUAUUAAAGUUAUGAAUGGGAAGUUCAACCAAAUUCCAAACGCUGAGCAUCUACCAGAACCUGCCUUUGAAAUGACCUUGUCAGAUUUCCCAAAACUCCAAGACCUAGAAAGUAACAAUCUCCUGGAUCUUCAAAAGCAUGCAUGGGGGCCAGUGGGCUCAGCAGAAGGAGAUAAGCUGCCUCUGACACCUCCAGGAAAACUUGCAAUUUCAAACAUAACCAAAGAGGUUGAAGUAUGUCGAAAAAAGCAUUUCCAAACAAGACCCUUAAGUUCUUCAUCAGAUCCUGGAGUUCCUCAGGCACAUUCAGGCCUUUUCACUGAGUCACCCGUAUCUUGGGCCACUGUGCUUUCACAAACUCCCAAAAAAGUUCUUUCAGUUCCAACUUCAAUUCUGGCAAGCAAUCAUUCUGGAAGUAAAAAAACAGAUAAUGUUCCUGAGGAUUACAAGCAACCAGAAAGAAGAGAAAAUGCAAGUAACCUUGAAGAAACAGCAAAUAAAAAGAAGAAGAAAAAGAAGAAAAAGAAACCCAAAUCAUGCAGUGAAGUUGAGAAACUUCCUAUCCAGAGGAUUUUAGUUCAAGACCCUCCAAGAAUCGAGGAUAUUGAAGAAUUCCCAGAUUUAGCAGCUGCUUUUGACAGAAAACAUAAACAGGCAACUGAAAGUAUUCCUUGUUUAACACCUAUUAUUGAGAAGACUAAAGUAAUCACAAAGCUCUCUACAUUUGAGUCUCAUGACUGUUCUCCAAAGGAAUUAAUAAUACCUAUGCCAGAUGUAUUAUCAACAAGAAAAACAAGCAAACAGGAUUCACCAGCUCCAAUACAAAAAAAGAAAAUGCUGGAUACUCUGCCCUCUAAGAAAAAUAGAAAAAAGAGUCAGAUUCCUGUGCAGCUUGAUUUGGGGGAUAUGCUGGCAGUUUUGGAAGAAAAACAGCAUGCAGAAAAAUUAAAGCAAUCAUUUAAACCUGUGGUACUUUCAGUUGGUGGUGGAGUAACAUUGCCCUUAAAGGAAUCUCCCAGAGUGACAAAAACUUUGCAGUCAGUUCAGAAAAAUACUCCACACAACCCCUUGGACUCUAGUUCUCCAUUGGUCAAAAAGGGGAAGCAGAAAGAAGUCCCGAAGCCAAAGAAGCCAACAUCACUAAAAAAGAUUAUUUUGAAGGAGAGAGAACAGCGAAAACAGCAACACAUUUUAGAACAGAUGGCUAUACCGAAGAAAGCUGACGUUGUUGAGCAGAAUGCAGAAUCUGUUCCUGAUGACGAACAAUUUUGUAAAGCCCCCAGAGAAGAAGUUAUAAAAGAAGUUGCAGAGGAGCCAGUACUUCUGACGCAAAGUAGUUCAGAAGUGGACUUGAAAUGUACAGAAUCCAGUGGCUCCGUGCAAAACUCCACUGCUUCAUUGCAGUUGAAACCCAGCUUUCCCAAAAUCCACAGCCGAAGAUUUAGAGACUACUGUACCCAAGUGCUUAGUAAAGAGGUUGAUAGCUGCGUUACAGAUCUCCUAAAAGAGUUGGUUCAUUUCCAAGACCGCCUGUAUCAGAAAGACCCUGUGAAGGCCAAGACGAAACGCAGACUCGUUAUGGGACUCAGAGAAGUAUUGAAACACCUGAAGCUGAAGAAGUUGAAAUGUGUCAUCAUUUCUCCAAAUUGUGAAAAAAUUCAGUCAAAAGGUGGGUUGGAUGAGACUCUGCAUCUCAUAAUUGAUACUGCAUGUGAACAGAAUAUUCCAUUUGUUUUUGCUCUCAAUCGCAAAGCUCUAGGGCACUGCGUGAAUAAAUUAGUGCCUGUUAGUGUGGUGGGAAUAUUCAGCUACGAUGGUGCUCAGGACCACUUUCACAAAAUGGUGGAAUUGACAAUGGAAGCAAGGCUGGCGUACAAGGAGAUGAUUUCAGCUUUAGAGAAGGAGUCAAGUGAAGAAGUAAAACAAGGUGACUGUGCACUCCAAACCCAUCAGAAAGAGAAUUAUGCACUUGAUAAUGGUACAGUGCCCCUUCAAGAAUCUGAAGAGGACGUCCCAAAUUACAUUAAGAUCUGGAAGCAAAAGCUUGAAGAGGAGUAUAAUCCCUAUAUCCUGGAGCUGGAAAAACUGUCAACCACUGACAUGUUGCCCUUGGGUGUUGAGGAGCCUCAGUAAAUCAAGACUACCUUCUUUGGCAUUAUUGACUUUUACUUUAUGUGUGUGUCUGAGUGUAUAUAGACGUGUAAAUAGUGAAUUACCUAAAUUUAAUUAUCUGUAAUAUAGGAUAGAAAACCCACAGUUGAAUUUCUGAGAUAAUUUAAUGCCAAAGAAUUCAGAGCUGUUCAAUAACUUCCCUCCGAGGGCGGAUUCAGUGAAAGCGCUUGGCUCAUCCAAAUGGAAUACGGAUUGAGACAGGAAUUGAAUUGGGUUUGUCUGUCUUUUCAUAUAGCAAUACUGUAGAGAAAGACCUUUAGUCUCUGCUCCGUAUAAGCACAGAGUCUCCAAUCACUGUUCUCAUGAUUUCCUAUAAUUAUGUCACUGGAUUGAUACAAAUGAACUGAAUGAAAUGAAUUACGCUUGUAAGUGGUUUCUUUUUCUCUUUAUGAUAGAAUACCCAACUGUGCAUAAAUAAUAAUAU
Messenger RNA from Pseudonaja textilis, 3313 nucleotides. RefSeq names its product SECIS binding protein 2 (gene SECISBP2). Gene Ontology annotation, molecular function: ribonucleoprotein complex binding; mRNA 3'-UTR binding; selenocysteine insertion sequence binding. NCBI's taxonomy places the organism in Eukaryota, Metazoa, Chordata, Lepidosauria, Squamata, Elapidae. Gene Ontology annotation, cellular component: ribonucleoprotein complex; mitochondrion. The record is from RefSeq and is a predicted model, not a curated record. Gene Ontology annotation, biological process: selenocysteine incorporation.